AAAUCAACUCCCCCCUCCCUUCAUCUUCCUCCACCACCUUCUCCUCCUUCACAAUUAUGCCCUUCACCUUAUAACCUCUUUCAUUUCCACCCCUAACAUUUUUCUCGAAUCCAAAUCCGCCAUGGGAGUUGCUCUUCUUCAUCCUCGUGAUGAUUGUUUAACCGAUCCUUUCUCCACCAGAAGCAUCCUUUCCCCUCCUCCUCCUCAACGGCCUCACAAACCAACACCCAAUCGCCGUCGCCGGAGUCAUCAAACGGAGACCUCUCCUCCGCCAAAGGGAUCGAAGAAGAAGAAGAAUCUCAACCCCAACAAUGUUAGAAUCCUGAAGCGAGGAGGCGAAGAGAAGGCGCCGGAUCCGAGAUCAUCUACUCGUCGGAUCGUAUCGGAUCCGGUGAUGAUCCCAUCGCAGAACCGGAGAUCGCCUCCCCCAGCUUUGUUUUACGCUGGUACAGUCACAUCGACGUCUCCGCCGCCGAGCGAAGUUCCCUUACCGGCGUUCUUCGCGAAGAGAAGCGUCUCCUCCUCGUUCAAAUCAGCCGAUGCAACCACCGAUCUGAGAAGAAUCUUGCGGUUAGACAUCGCAUGAUUCGAUUA
Raphanus sativus (radish) is the source of this 594-nucleotide messenger RNA. RefSeq lists its product as uncharacterized. The record is from RefSeq and is a predicted model, not a curated record. NCBI's taxonomy places the organism in Eukaryota, Viridiplantae, Streptophyta, Magnoliopsida, Brassicales, Brassicaceae. Bases 122 to 586 code for a protein of 154 amino acids. The transcript has a single exon.